AUGACUGCAACUACACCUGAAAGAUCGUCUUGUAUAUUCUGUAAUAUAGUUAAUAAAUUAGAUCAUGCAGAAAUUCUUUACGAGGAUGAUGAUGUCUGCGUGUUUCCAGAUAUAAAGCCAGCCAGCAAAUUUCACAUAUUAAUAAUACCUAAAAGACAUAUACCAGACGUUAAAUGCCUCACGUCUACUGAUAAGGACCUGGUUUCCAAAAUGCUCUCAGUGGCCAAAGACAUGUUGACAAAAAAUAAUAUUCUGACGCUAGACGAUACUCGUCUUGGUUACCACUGGCCACCCUUUCGGAGCGUGAAGCAUCUACACCUGCAUGCAAUCUCACCGGCAUCGGAGAUGGGUUUCAUAUCUGGCUUGAUAUUUAGAAAGGAUUCCUACUGGUUUGUGUCGCCUGAAUACGACAUCACAGUGAGUACAAUGGAAGACACAGAGCUAGAUCCUUCAGAGCUUGGCACUCACGACUACUGGCAAAAGGCUUAUAAGAAAGAGAUAGAGAAUUACAAUGAGCACGGAGAUCCUGGUGAUGUCUGGUUUGGAGAGGACAGUGCGCAGAGAGUUAUUAACUGGAUAUGUGACUGUGGGGUUAAGAAGGAUGUCGGAAUCAUUGACAUAGGUUGCGGCAAUGGUUACACACUUACAGAGCUCGCGAAGGAAGGUUUUACACAGCUGCUUGGUAUUGAUUACUGUGAGGAAGCUAUAUUGUUGGCCAAAAACGUGUCCCAAGCUGAUUUUUCUCAAAUCAGAUACCAGGUAUUCAAUAUCACAGAAGACAGCGUAGAAGAGUUGGGUAAAUUUGGUAUAGUACAUGAUAAAGGCACAUACGAUGCUAUAGGACUGAACCCUGAAGACCCAAAGACACAUAGGGAGAAAUAUAUAGACCAGGUGACGCAAUUAUUGGAUGAUGAUGGUAUGUUUAUAAUAACUUCAUGUAAUUGGACCGAAGACGAAUUAAUAAAACAUUUCUCUGAAAAAAUGAAGUUAAAACGCGUUAUACCGACGCCACAGUUCAAAUUUGGCGGGAAAGUUGGCAGCGUCGUGUCUUCCGUUGUGUUUAUUAAAAAAUAA
Messenger RNA from Arctia plantaginis, 1074 nucleotides. The record is from the annotation of a GenBank genome assembly. Lineage: Eukaryota; Metazoa; Arthropoda; Insecta; Lepidoptera; Erebidae.